AAGAAGAACUACUUCCGGUGUACACCGGAAGGAUUAGUGUUAGCUUGGAGCUAGGUUAGCAUUAAACAUAGUUUAUGUUAUCUACCUUGCUUUAUCACUGCGGCGAUGGAGGACGACUGAAUUGAUUAUUCUGUUGACCGUCUUGCGGCUGGUCUGACGGAGGGGCGUCAGUCAUGUAUGCGUCAGGAAAGUACAGCUCUCGGGGCCCUGCUCUAAUCCCGAGAAUGAAAACCAAGCAUCGCAUCUACUACAUCGCCCUCUUCUCCGUCGUGCUGCUCGGACUGAUCGCCACCGGGAUGUUCCAGUUUUGGCCCCACUCUAUUGAGUCUUCAGCUGAGUGGACACUUGAAAAGGGGAGCGUACAUGACGCCCCUCUUAUCCGACUACCUGCGUCCAGCCCCAUACCUGAGAGGGGGGACCUAAGCUGUCGAAUGCACACCUGUUUUGAUGUAUAUAGAUGUGGUUACAAUCCCAAGAACAAAAUCAAGGUCUACAUCUAUCCUCUUCAGAGGUUUGUGGAUGAGUUUGGAGUUCCCAUCAGCAGCACUGGACUGUCACGAGAAUACAACGACCUGCUCAGUGCGAUCUCAGACAGUGACUUUUACACAGACGAUGUUACCAGAGCCUGUCUAUUCAUUCCAUCUAUCGAUGUGCUCAAUCAGAACUCCCUUCGCAUUAGAGAGACUGCCCAGGCCCUGGCAAUGCUACCCAGAUGGGACAAAGGGAUGAAUCAUUUGCUUUUCAACAUGUUACCUGGAGGCCCCCCUGACUACAACACUGCUCUGGAUGUGCCUAGGGACAGAGCCCUUUUGGCAGGAGGAGGUUUCUCCACAUGGACCUACAGACAAGGUUAUGAUGUCAGCAUCCCGGUGUACAGUCCUCUUUCUGCCGAUGUCAUGCUGCCUGAACGACAGCCUGGGCCGAGGCGCUACUUCAUUCUCUCGUCUCAAACAGCGAUUCACAGAGAGUACCGUGCUGAACUGGAGCGUCUGAAGGAAGAAAAUGGAGAAGCACUGCUCCUGCUGGACAAGUGCAGCAACCUGUCCCAGGGUGCUGCCUCCGCGCGGAAGCGCUGUUACAAAGGGCAGGUGUAUGACUACCCACAGAUCCUGCAGGAGUCAUCUUUCUGUGUGGUUUUGCGAGGGGCACGCUUGGGUCAAGCUGCCCUCAGCGAUGUUCUGCAGGCUGGCUGCGUUCCCGUCAUCCUGGCGGACUCCUACAUUCUUCCAUUCUCUGAAGUGCUUGACUGGAAGAGGGCCUCUGUGGUUAUUCCAGAAGAGAAAUUAUCGGAGAUGUACACCAUCCUGAAGAGCAUUCCUCAUAGACAAGUUGAGGAGAUGCAGAGACAGGCGCAUUGGUUCUGGGAGGCCUACUUCAGCUCCAUGAAGGCCAUCGGCCUGACCACGCUGCAGAUCGUCAAUGACCGCAUUUACCCGUACGCCGCACGCACCUACGAGCAGUGGAACAACCCACCUGUUGUGAAGUGGUCCAGUGUGAACAGCCCACUUUUCCUUCCACUUAUCCCACCAAGAGCGCCAGGGUUCACAGCAGUCGUGCUGACCUACGAUCGCGUUGAGAGCCUUUUCCGGGUCAUCACGGAGAUUUCCAAGGUGCCAAGCCUGGCUAAAUUGUUGGUAGUUUGGAACAAUCAGAACAAGAGUCCCCCUGAAGAGUCGCUUUGGCCAAAGGUCGGCGUCCCUCUAAAAGUGGUGCGAACCAAGGAGAACAAGCUGAGCAACCGUUUCUUCCCUUACGACGAGAUUGAAACAGAAGCCGUGUUGGCGAUUGACGAUGACAUCAUCAUGCUCACGUCUGAUGAAUUACAGUUUGGCUAUGAGGUGUGGAGGGAGUUCCCUGACAGGCUGGUGGGCUACCCGGGCCGGCUGCACCUCUGGGACCACGAAAUGGGGAAGUGGAAGUACGAGUCGGAGUGGACCAACGAGGUCUCCAUGGUUCUGACCGGAGCUGCCUUUUACCACAAGUACUUCAAUUAUUUGUACACCUACAAGAUGCCAGGAGACAUCAAGAACUGGGUGGACGCUCACAUGAACUGUGAAGACAUCGCGAUGAACUUCCUGGUGGCAAACAUCACAGGCAAAGCCCCAAUAAAGGUGACCCCCAGGAAAAAGUUCAAGUGUCCCGAGUGUACCGCCAUUGAUGGACUGUCUCUAGAUCAGACACACAUGGUGGAGAGGUCUGAGUGCAUCAACAAGUUCGCGUCUGUCUUCGGGACGAUGCCCCUGAAGGUGGUGGAGCACCGUGCAGAUCCAGUGCUCUACAAGGACGACUUUCCAGAGAAGCUCAAGAGCUUCCCCAACAUCGGCAGCCUCUGACCGACCUGCUGCACGUGCGCGGACGCCUCACGGUCUCAGCGCCGCGACAAUCCUCACCACAUUUGUCUUUUAUGUCAAGAUGCCAGUUCAGACCACAAAAACCCACCGUCUGUUUGAGUGACUCCCGUUCAUUCGUAGUGCAGAAUAAUCCCGGAUGUUGACGUUUGUAAAAAGGCGCUGUUACCUGGAGGUGCUGCCGUGUGUGACGGGAACACAGUGUUAACGUUUUUUUUUUUUUUUUUUUUUUUUAAUACCAAACGCUGACGUGACAAAGUGCCGCUGAGGAUUCGCCGAUCAGAGUCAGGUCAACUCGGUCUCUCUGUUACUGUUACUGGAGCUGCGUUCAGCCUGCAUGUUGUAUAUAUUUAUAUUCUGCAGCGGUGCUUUUGAUAUAAUUUAUAAGACUUUAACAUUCUUAUUCUCCCUUUUCUCGUUUCAUUUUCCAAAAGCAGGGGGAUGGGGGGGAAACAACACUUCAUUAUUUUUAGCUGAAUUGUGAGAAAAGAAGAAAUGAAAUAAAUAACAGAUUCAGACGUAUCUAUGUAGGCUUUAUUCCCGGCGUGAUGGAUUGUGAUGACACACAGAUGUUGCACCGCUGAGGUUUCACAAUACGCUCUGUAAUAGCGUUGGACAAAGCAGGCGUCAUAAAUCUAAUAUUUAGAGUGAGUAACUACUUGGUUUUUUGGGGGGGGGAAUAUCUGAGCUACUGGAAUAUUUUUUUUGUUUUAAAUGUACUUUUUAUACUGUCAGAGUCAUUCUAUGUAUAUAUCUGUCUGAAUAGAGAUCACUAUAAGAAAAAUGUGGCUUGAAUUCUGCACCAAACCAUUUCGGUAACGUUUGAUCACUUCAUCUGCAUAUCUCUAGACGACCGCAUUCGUUGACGAGAACAUCUGAGAUUAUCUCCAUGCACUUCUUUUUUUUCCAUCGUAAUCAUAUUUUUUUUUAAAGUCGUUAGUCAUUUCAAGUCCGGUAUGUAGAUCGUUAGUCUGUGAACUUUACAGUCUUUAAAACAUAUCAUUGCCUUCUGGUGUUUUGAUUUUCCCAGUUGUUUUCACAAUGCCAUCAAAUGGUUGAUUUUCUUGUGUGUUAAGUUGUGUUUGACUAUAAUACACUACGAGUAAAGACCAGAAAGUAG
Messenger RNA from Fundulus heteroclitus (mummichog), 3468 nucleotides. It is a transcript of the gene ext2, whose product is annotated as exostosin glycosyltransferase 2. NCBI's taxonomy places the organism in Eukaryota, Metazoa, Chordata, Actinopteri, Cyprinodontiformes, Fundulidae. The record is from RefSeq and is a predicted model, not a curated record. Gene Ontology annotation, cellular component: membrane. Bases 174 to 2333 code for a protein of 719 amino acids. Gene Ontology annotation, molecular function: glycosyltransferase activity. The transcript has 15 exons.